This is a messenger RNA of Cydia splendana, 1879 nucleotides long. RefSeq names its product nuclear inhibitor of protein phosphatase 1 (gene NiPp1). Gene Ontology annotation, cellular component: nuclear speck. The transcript has 9 exons. Bases 139 to 1185 code for a protein of 348 amino acids. Lineage: Eukaryota; Metazoa; Arthropoda; Insecta; Lepidoptera; Tortricidae. The record is from RefSeq and is a predicted model, not a curated record. Gene Ontology annotation, molecular function: mRNA binding; protein binding; protein serine/threonine phosphatase inhibitor activity.
GCAACACUAUUUCAAGCUGUCAAAUUGGCGGCGCCGUGCAUCGGCGAUUAGUGGCUAUAUUUUCGUGAUUAAGUUUAUUAUUAUGGAAUUGUGUGUCUUAAUUGCUGCUUUAUAGUAAGAUAAUACUGUUAUAAAAUCAUGGCGAACCACUACGAGGUGCCCAGCUGGGCUGGCAAACCACCCACUGGCCUGCAUUUGGACGUGUUGAAAGGCGACAAACUAAUACAGAAACUAAUGUUAGAUGAGAAGAAAUGUUACCUAUUUGGCCGGAACCCCCAGAUGAAUGACUUCUGUAUAGACCAUGCCAGCUGCUCUAGAGUGCAUGCGGCGUUUGUGUACCACAAAGACUUAAACAGAGCGUUUUUAGUUGAUUUGGGAAGUACUCAUGGUACUUACAUUGGUAAGAUGCGUUUAGAAGCCCACAAGCCUACACAGCUGCCCAUAGACUCCAAUUUCCAUUUUGGGGCUUCCACAAGAAACUAUAUUAUAAGAGAGCGGCCUAUGGGCAACACACGAGGCAUAAUGGAAGAACUCCCAAACACCGAGACGGAGGGCGCGCUGCUCGGCCUGCCCGAGACGCAGACCGAACUAGACAAUUUAACGGAAUUUAACACGGCACACAAUCGGCGGAUCUCCAUGCUGGGUAUCUCGACGGACGACGGCAGUGACGUCAUGAAGCCACCAACGGGCACCAAACGCUCGGCAUCGACGCCGGCCGGCGGCGUGCUGAAGAAACAGCGCCGAAACGUCUCGUUCAACGAGGAGGUGGACAUCAUCAACCCCGAGGACAUCGACCCCACCAUCGGCCGGUUCAGGAAUCUGGUCAAGAGCACUAUAGUGCCUAAUGCCAAUAAUCUGCCGAGGAAGCUGAAGCUACAGAGCGCUGAUGAUAGUCAACACCACCACUCGCUGCGCCUGCAGGAGAUCUCUCGCGGCGCGGCGCUGUACUCGGACCUGCCGGCGCCCAGCUCGCACCUCAGCCUCAUCGGCGCCAGACUGGGGCUGUCGCUGCCCAACCCGGCGCCCGACGUGGAGCUGGAGGGCCCCGAGCCGGCGCACCACGCGCAGCCGCCGCCGCCGCACGCAGCCGCAGAAGAAUCGGGCCCGUCCAACGAGCCAAAACGCAAGAAGUACGCCAAGGAGGCGUGGCCCGGCCGGAAGCCCGGCCUGCUGCCCGCCGUGUGAGACUGAGCCGUGCGAGCCGUGCCAGGCGUGCGAGGCGUGCCGGGCGUGCCAGGCGUGCGGGCCGUGCCAGGCGUGUGAGAAGAGAAUCCGUGCGGGAAAGCGGGCGCAACGCUCUAAUACAUGUAUUAUUAGUACAAACUGCAUUUUUUGGAUUACCAUCUGCAAUCACUUUCUGACACUAUUUCAAUCCAUACCUACACGUGUUUCCGGACAUUUUGUCCUGUAGUGUCUUUUGUUUUUAAACCGAACUCAUCCAAAGAAUCUAGAGUUAGACCAAGAUCUAUAGUUAGAUCAAGACCAAGUCACACGCAGUGAAAGUGUUAUUUAUACGUCAUCAUUUCAUAGAAGUUUGACGUUUAAAAUAACACUAGCAUCGCGUGUGCUAUCAAGAAUCACUCUAUUGAUAUGUGAAAACCGCAUGAAAAUCCGUUCAGAAGCUUUUGAGUUUAUCGCGAACAUACAUACACACAAACGUACAGACGCGGCGGGGGACUUUGUUUUAUAAGAUGUAGUGAUAUACUUAAUUUGAAUUUUAUAACUGCUAUGUAAAGCAACCGUGUGAUUAAACAUGUUAUUAGAACGUUGCGCCCGCGCCUACCUUUUCAGCACAAUACGGAUAGAAAGGACUAUCGCAGAUGAUAUUUGUAGCUAAUAAGCUAAACUAUGUAAUUUUAUAAAUAUUGCUAUAAGUUGG